Messenger RNA from Glarea lozoyensis ATCC 20868, 1107 nucleotides. RefSeq names its product Thioesterase/thiol ester dehydrase-isomerase. The transcript has 3 exons. The record is from RefSeq and is a predicted model, not a curated record. Bases 1 to 1107 code for a protein of 368 amino acids. NCBI's taxonomy places the organism in Eukaryota, Fungi, Ascomycota, Leotiomycetes, Helotiales, Helotiaceae.
AUGUUGAACUAUAACGUCACAGUCCCUUACAAGAUCCCAGAAGUUUCAGUCGGCUCCCAAUAUCGAAUGAUUGAAGUAGGCGCUGCAUUACAACUGUUGCGUCUAUUAUGGUCUUUUUUCACAAUUUCGAGGGUGCUGGUCGUUAUUCUCAUCGUGACAAACUUGAAAAGCUUACCUUUGAUAUGGCAUUUGCGGAUUGUCAACGCCUUUCGCUUUAUCUGUAAAACUCAGAGACCAGAGACCCCCGUCGGACCUGAACAGCUCUUCCUCCCGCUCAUUACAACAUCGCAUGCUCCAAUAAUGGAAAUUGACUUUAACGGCCACAAGUCAAAUUCAUCAUACUUUUCCGAUAUCGACAUCGCACGAACCCAUCUUGUAUGUACGCUCUUCGCCAAGGGUAUUUCACACUUUCGAGGGGGAACCACCGCUAUCACUGGAUCAAAGUAUCCGCUGUUCGGUCUGGCACUAGGUGCUGUGAGCUGUUCGUUCAAGAGAGAAUUGAAGCCAUACGAGACAUAUGAAAUGUGGUCAAGGGUUCUGUCAUGGGAUGAGAAAUGGAUAUACAUAGUCACGCACUUUGUACGGAAAGAUGUCGUUCUACCGCGCAAGUACACACUGUAUCCGGAGCAAAAUGAGGCAAAGCAACGUGAAACCGAAGGGGAUGACACCUCUUGGCUCAAGAUCUUAGACGGAAACAAAGCAGUUGUUGCUACAGCUCUCAGCAAAUGUGUGUUCAAAUCAGGACGGCGAACAGUAUCUCCUAUGAUAAUGCUUCGGGAGUCUGGUCUUCUACCUGCUGAAAGUGCAUCGGGCGAUAAUAAUGUUGAAGAGUUUCAGUUGCCAACCUCGACCGGCUCUUCCGAUUCAGGGAUCGAUAUCGGCUCUGGCGAAGAGGAAGGAUUUUCUUUGGCAUGGAUAGAGAAGAAACGCCUACGGGGCAUGAAAGCUGCAAUUGCACUCGGGGGAAAGGCUCAAACUGAGUUAGAACAAGAGUUUACAGCGGAGAAUGAUGCACUCGGUCGACACAGUGACGGGUCGGGAAUAGUAGGGGUCGUUUCCACGCUUGCGGAAUUGGCACAUUUACCUGCAUGCAAAGGAGUCUUAUGA